AUGCAUUCCCCCUUAUACUCCGCUCCUCUCCUUUCUUUCAAAUUUUCUCUUUUUUCUAACCUUCUUAGCCUUUGCUUUAGCGGAAUUUCCGAUUGCGAUGAGUCUUAUAAUUACUGGGAGCCCUUACACUAUCUUAUUACUUCCGGAGUCGGUGGAGGCUUUCAGACAUGGGAAUACUCCCCAAACAUUCGUUUGCGUAUGUUUAUUAUUCUCAGCAUUUCUCGUUUGCUUGCACUCAUUUUCGGCUACUCGGCGCCAGUCUUUCUAAUAAGACAUUUACCUGAUCCACCUCCAAAUGGGUUUUUUCUUUGUCUUGCUAGAGAUUGGCAUUUAUUUCCUGGUCGAAUCUUGCUUCCUGGCAAUAUUGAUCGCUGGAAGGUAGGCUUAUUGCCUUCUGAUUUUCAGGGACAACUUCCAAGCCAAUAUCCAGUAACUUCUAUUCCAAGCCAAAUCAAUGUCGCAUCUUCAACGAGACAGGAUGGUGGAAAAUUUAAUUUGAUGAACAAAGAAGAGCUUGAUAGAUAUAUUCCUAUUGAUAAGUGCAAUUAUAUUUUGGAUAGAGAUACAUCGCCGGGGAGGCGUGAAUAUGAUUAUUUUCGUGAUAGUAAAAAUUGGAGAUCAAUGCAACUCGAUAUUAACUAA
This is a messenger RNA of Protopolystoma xenopodis, 642 nucleotides long. Lineage: Eukaryota; Metazoa; Platyhelminthes; Monogenea; Polystomatidea; Polystomatidae. The record is from the annotation of a GenBank genome assembly.